This is a messenger RNA of Colletotrichum godetiae, 1533 nucleotides long. RefSeq names its product tannase and feruloyl esterase. The transcript is spliced from 4 exons. The coding region runs from base 1 to 1533 and encodes 510 amino acids. The record is from RefSeq and is a predicted model, not a curated record. NCBI's taxonomy places the organism in Eukaryota, Fungi, Ascomycota, Sordariomycetes, Glomerellales, Glomerellaceae.
AUGCUAUCCGCAAUGACUUUGGCGUUCUGGCUUCUGCCCACUACGAGCGUGGCGAAGUCGAAUUUCACCACACAAUGCGACUCAUUGCCGGGUUUAAUCACAUCUUCCACUAGUAACAUCGGGGUCAUCACAACAAGUUCCGUACCGGCGAAUUCACUCAACGUAUCUGGAACCUUCAACCAAGUUGCAUUCUGUCGUGUCAACGGCAGUGUUCCAUACCCGGAAAAUAACACUGUCUUUUUUGAGGUCUGGCUCCCGGAGACUAGCGCAUACAAUGAGAGGUUCCUAGCUGUCGGCAAUGGCGGCUUGGCUGGUCGAAUCGACUAUGCCUCAAUGGUAGAAAAUGUCAACAAGGGCUUCGCGACUUCAGGAGGGGAUAGUGGUCAUCUUGCUUCCGAGAAUAAUGACGGCGAUGCAUACCCAGGCGGUAUCUACCUACCGUUCCUUCACGACCAGAACCAAGUCCUUGCAUGGAUCCGCAACUCAAUUGCUCUUUUCACGCCUGUGGCGAAAGAGAUUGCAACGGUCUACUAUGAGCAGCCUCCACAACAUGCAUACUACAAGGGGUGUUCAACCGGAGGGGCCCAAGGCUUUGCGCUUGCUCAGUACCACCCUCAACUAUUCGACGGCAUCAUCGCUGGCUGCCCAGGCAAUUGGUAUUCACAUCUGGCCCUGUCCUUCUUGUGGAACCAGCAGGUGACUCUGGUUUCUUCAUUCUUGCCACAAGAAUCACUAGACUUGAUGGCAAAUGCGGUACUAGACAAGUGUGACAUGCUGGAUGGUGUUGAGGACCGAGUUCUUGAGAACCCACUAGCAUGCACCUUUGACUUGGAUCAACUCGCUUGCACGACACCCGCAACUAACUCGUCAUCUUGCUUGACGCCUGAACAAAUCGUAGCUGCCAAGAAAAUAUACGCGGGACCGCGUCAUUCUCAGAGCAAUGCCAGCCUCUACCCCGGAUUCGAUCUGGGGAGUGAGUCGGAAUGGAUGAUGCAGGAGGGUCGUUUGUCUCUUUCAUUUUCUCUUCCUCUCUUGCAAAACAUGGUUUUCGACGACUUGAGCUACAAUGGCAGUACUUUCGACUGGGCUAGCGAUGUGUAUGCGCUGGAUCUCAAGGUUGGAAGCUUGAUUGACUCCACCAGUCCCAACCUGACUUCCUUCAAGGACAGGGGAGGAAAGCUUCUUGUGACGCAAGGAUGGGCCGAUCCUUUCAAUGCUGCAACCUGGCCUAUUGAUCAUUUGAAUGAGGUCUCUCGGAUGACAGGUGGCGUUCGAGAUGAAUGGUUGUCUUUAUUUAUGGUACCAGGUGGUGGUCACUGCGGAGGUGCUUCGAGUUAUACUCAUGUUCCUGGAAAGCAAAACUCCCUCGAAGCCCUUGUCGAGUGGGUCGAACUUGCGAAAGAUCCCGAAGCCCUGUUGGGAACCUCACCUGCCGAUGGAAGCGAAAGAACCAAAAGGCUGUGCCGAUGGCCUCGUACGGCAAAGUUUGUAGGGUCAGAUGUUGAUAGUUGGGAGUCUUUUAUUUGUGAAUGA